Messenger RNA from Paramormyrops kingsleyae, 1817 nucleotides. Its product is annotated as tryptophan 2,3-dioxygenase B-like. Gene Ontology annotation, molecular function: metal ion binding; L-tryptophan 2,3-dioxygenase activity; heme binding. The record is from RefSeq and is a predicted model, not a curated record. Lineage: Eukaryota; Metazoa; Chordata; Actinopteri; Osteoglossiformes; Mormyridae.
AUGACCAAUGUGCUCUCUGAUAAUAAUAGGUUGUUUCCAAACAAGCAUGUCCAGACUGACCAAGUGGAUGACUCACAAAUUGGAACUAACAAAGCUGCCAACGGAGGCAUCAUCUACAAAGAAUAUCUGCAGCUGGAUAAAAUCGUGACAGCACAAGUACUUCAGAGUGAACGAAAGGGGCAGAAGAUCCAUGAUGAGCAUCUCUUCAUUGUCACCCACCAAGCUUAUGAACUCUGGUUUAAGCAGAUACUCUGGGAACUAGAUUCAGUGAGAAAUAUUUUCCUCAAAGAUCAUGUACGAGAUGAGCGGAAUAUGCUGAAAGUUGUAAGUCGAUUGCAGAGAAUUACAAUGAUCUUCAGACUUCUGGUUGACCAGUUUGCUGUCCUGGAAACCAUGACUGCCUUGGAUUUUUACGAUUUCCGGGAAUAUUUGACUCCAGCCUCUGGAUUCCAGAGUCUUCAGUUCAGGCUGCUGGAGAACAAGCUCGGGGUUUCAGACAACCAGAGGGUCCCUUACAAUCGUCGCCACUACAGAGAGCACUUCCACGGACAGGACGUUGAAGAAUUGCUGAGAUCUGAGCAGGAACUAAGUCUUCUGCGGCUAGUUGAGAAAUGGCUGGAGAGAACUCCUGGACUUGAAAAAGAUGGAUUCAACUUUUGGGGGAAACUACAAAUAAACGUCGAAGAGGGUUUCAACCAUGAACUGAAGAAACUUGAGCAACAACCAGAGUCAGAGAAAAAGGUGGAAAUGAUAGAAGAACUCGUCAAACAGAGGGAGGUCUUUACUUCUUUGUUUGACGAAAAGAAUCACGAGCGACUUUUGUGCGUAGGUGAGAGGCGACUGUCUUACAAAGCCCUCCAAGGAGCUCUGAUGAUCUACCACUACAGAGAGGAGCCUCGUUUCCAGGUUCCCUUCCAGGUCCUCACCUCCUUGAUGGACAUCGACGCCCUCAUGUCAAAGUGGAGAUACAACCAUGUGUGCAUGGCCCAGCGCAUGAUUGGUAAUAAGGCUGGCACUGGGGGGUCAUCUGGCUACCACUACCUGCGGUCUACAGUCAGUGAUCGCUACAUGGUCUUUGUGGAUUUCUUCAGUCUCGUCACGUUCCUGGUGCCUCGGACCUGGGUGCCCAAGCUGGACCCCGGUAUCCACAAGAUCCUCUUCACUGCGGAAUGUUACGAUAGCUCCUACUGUAGCAGCGAGGACUCUGAUUAGGACAGCUGGAGCGGGUCUGGCUGGCAGGGCUCUGAUUAUUUCUGUCAGGUUCUAGAAUGCUGCAUAAUGCAGCUGAGAGUAGUGACCGCGUGGCCAAAGAGGGAAAAACACAAGUGUCAGAUGGCAGGGAGAACCCAUUAGUGGAGAUCUGUUAGCUCAGGGUGGACUUCUAAAGCUUGAUCACGAGACACGUGCCUGAUGCUCAGGGUUAAACUGACACGACCAGAGAAGCUCGAAUCAGCCAAAAUAGCCGUGGACCUACCCAAGAAAUGGUCAAAGUCCACAUGUGAUAGCUCCCCAACCGUUGUUAGUUGUGUGACUUAUAACUUAAUGCAUCUUGUUAGUGAUACAACCAAGAUACCUAAAGACCAGCCCUGAAAAAAUGUGUAAAAUAGAUAUAGUAUAUUCCUUUGUACAGUAGUAUCUAUACCUUCUUUAUGAUAUAUAUCAAUAUUUAACAUACUGAAAAUAUUUAAUAGCAUGUUUUUAAAUAUGUAGAUGCAGUGAUUAAUGUUUGUUUCCACUAUACUUACAGAUCUGGCUUUGCAUGUAUUAAAUAACAUGGGGUUUAACUGUUUAAAGGGUUGAUUCUUAGCCAGAUUUUC